AAAGUCAGGGCCAGGAGGCCAGACCAGAGAAGGAAUUAGAAAGGCAAACACGUGUUUGUGGCAACUCCCUUCUCCAUGGACCUGUGCCCAGGUCUGACCCAGACGCAGGGUGGCCACAACUUGUGUACCAGGGCAGCAUCCUGCCGUAGCACAGUCGGGGCCAGGAGUGAGGGAUAAUUGCUCACCCAGCAUAGAUAAUAUCUGGAAGGAAUGAAUAUUUGGGAAAAGUCCCAGUGCUAGUUGCGUGCCAACCAGUCCCCACCUUCUCCGGCCCCCUCCCACUGGUUCCUCCCCUUUUAGCUGCUCUGAUUCUUAUAAAAACUCCACAGCCUUUCACCAACAGCCUGUAGGAGCCUCUCUCCCCACCGCUGCUGCACGAGACGGUGAGAGCAACCCGGAGACACCAUGAAGAGCCUGCUCCUUCUGUGCAUCCUGGCUGCCUUGGCCGUGGCAGCUCUAUGUUAUGAAUCUCAUGAAAGCUUGGAAUCCUAUGAAAUCUAUCCCUUCACUAACAGGAGAAAUGCUAAUACCUUUAUAUCCCCUCAAGAGAGAUGGAGAGCAAAAGCCCAAGAGAGAAUCCGAGAACGUAGCAAGCCUGCAUAUGAGUACAACCGGGAAGCUUGUGAUGACUUCAGGCUUUGCGAACGCUACGCCAUGGUUUACGGAUACAAUGCCGCCUACAACCGUUACUUCCGGCAGCGUCCAGGGGCCAAAUGAGAUUGGAAGAAGUCUCUUUCUUUCCCCAGAGCCGGGUGCCUGGUUUUGUAUUCCCUUGCAGUAGCAUCACUGAACUAUAUAGACACAUAGGAAUUGCUUAAUUGUUCCUUAAAUGUUCUUGUCUGGCUGCACCCCUCUUUCCUGCCCCCAAGUUGAAAAGUAAUGAAAGUGCAGUGGAGUGAAGGUCAAAGGGAAGUUAAGAUGUGUGAUUAUUCCUUAAUAAACUUCUGGUUGGAUAUU
Molecule: messenger RNA, 957 nt
Organism: Hippopotamus amphibius kiboko
Lineage: Eukaryota; Metazoa; Chordata; Mammalia; Artiodactyla; Hippopotamidae
Gene: MGP
Product: matrix Gla protein
Exons: 4
Coding region: 406-717 (103 amino acids)
Biological process (GO): regulation of bone mineralization
Cellular component (GO): extracellular region
Molecular function (GO): calcium ion binding
Source: RefSeq, a predicted model, not a curated record